CACAAAUUCCUCUCCCCCACAGUCUCUCUCUCGAGCGAUCGUCUUCUCAAACGAAGCUCUCAUCUGCAACAAGUCAGGAGGGGAACUGAAGUUUGUGAAAUACGUGGUUUCCUUGGGGAUUAUUAUAAGUGUAGAGAAAAGAUGCCGGCGGCAGGAUUCUCGGCGCCGGCGAGGACCGGAGGGGUCCAGUUCGAGGGGAAGAUCACUCCGAUUGUUAUUGUUUCCUGCAUCAUGGCUGCCACUGGCGGGCUAAUGUUUGGAUACGACGUCGGGAUUUCAGGUGGCGUCACGUCCAUGGAUGACUUCCUGAAAAAGUUUUUCCCGACGGUGUACAAGAGGACAAAGGCGAAAGGCGGAGGCAACGACAGCAACUACUGCCAGUACGACAACCAGGGGCUGCAGCUCUUCACAUCCUCCCUCUACCUGGCGGGGCUGACCGCCACCUUCUUCGCGUCCUAUACGACCAGGAAGCUGGGCCGCAAGCUCACCAUGCUCAUGGCCUCCAUCUUCUUCCUCAUCGGCGUCGUGCUGAACGCCGCGGCCCAGGAAAUCGUCAUGCUCAUCAUCGGCAGGAUCCUGCUGGGCUGUGGCGUCGGCUUCGCCAAUCAGGCGGUGCCGCUGUUCCUAUCAGAGAUCGCACCCACCAGGAUCCGUGGAGGGCUCAACAUCCUCUUCCAGCUCAACGUCACCAUCGGCAUCCUCUUUGCCAACCUUGUCAACUACGGCACCUCCAGGAUCCAUCCGUGGGGUUGGAGGGUGUCGCUGGGGCUGGCCGGAGUGCCGGCACUGCUGCUGCUAAUGGGCUCUCUCAUAGUGGACGACACCCCCAACAGCCUCAUCGAGAGGGGACACCUCGAGAAGGGCAAGGAGGUGCUGAAGAAGAUCCGCGGCACCCAGAACGUUGAGGCCGAGUUCGAGGAGAUCGUGAUGGCGAGUGAGGCAGCCAGGCAGGUGCACCACCCUUUCCGCAACCUUCUCCAGAGGCGCAACCGCCCGCAGCUGGUGAUAGCCGUGUGGCUGCAAGUGUUUCAGCAGUUCACGGGCAUCAACGCCAUCAUGUUCUACGCGCCCGUGCUUUUCAAGACUCUUGGCUUCGGCAGCGACGCUUCCCUCUACUCGGCCGUCAUCACGGGCGCUGUCAACGUCGUCUCCACGCUCGUCUCCAUCUACUCCGUCGACAAAGUUGGCCGUCGAGUCCUGCUUCUCGAGGCCGGCGUACAGAUGUUCAUCUCUCAGGUGAUCAUCUCGGUGCUGCUCGGUGUGAAGGUGAAGGACCAAUCGAACAACUUGGGCCACGGGAUGGCGAUCCUGGUGGUGGUGUUUGUCUGUCUCUUCGUCUCGUCUUUUGCCUGGUCCUGGGGUCCCCUUGGCUGGCUCAUCCCCAGCGAGACCUUCCCCUUGGAGACUCGGUCGGCAGGCCAGAGCGUCACCGUCUGCGUCAACCUUCUCUUCACCUUCGUCAUUGCCCAGUCCUUCCUCUCCAUGCUCUGCCACCUCAAGUACGCCAUCUUCGCCUUCUUCUCCGCCUGGGUCAUAAUCAUGUCUUUCUUCGUCCUCUUCCUCCUCCCCGAGACCAAGGGCGUGCCUAUUGAGGAAAUGGCCGAGCGCGUGUGGAUGCAGCACUGGUUCUGGAGGCGCUUCAUCGACGAUGGCCAUCACCAUCACAAGGUUGUGGAACUCCCCCAGGCUGCCGCUUGAACUGCUAGUUAUAUAUGAAGCGGUUAAGCUGCCGGGUAAACUGGAGCUACUCGAACUCGGAGACGUGGAGUAGCGCCUGUCUCGUGGUACAUGCGGUUCAUUGUAUCGUAUAAAUAGUAAUUCUGAUUAUUGAUCAAAAAGCCGAAGAAAAUAGUUUGUGCAUGUAACCCAUAUGGUGUUAUAGAAGUAGAUAGGGAAGGAUGUACCCCUUUUUCCUUGUUCUCAACUUGUUGGGACCCGUAUAUCUCGAUAAAUAAAUAUACUCCAUUCUUUUUAA
This is a messenger RNA of Nymphaea colorata (pocket water lily), 1975 nucleotides long. RefSeq names its product sugar transport protein MST4. Lineage: Eukaryota; Viridiplantae; Streptophyta; Magnoliopsida; Nymphaeales; Nymphaeaceae. Gene Ontology annotation, molecular function: monosaccharide transmembrane transporter activity. Gene Ontology annotation, cellular component: membrane. The transcript is spliced from 6 exons. Gene Ontology annotation, biological process: monosaccharide transmembrane transport. The coding region runs from base 142 to 1698 and encodes 518 amino acids. The record is from RefSeq and is a predicted model, not a curated record.